GGGGGCAACAUUCCCUACCCACACAGUAACAUAAUUUGGGAACGUCUAAAAUAAUAAUUUGUCCUCUGAGAGCAGGCUGAGCUUCAAGGAGUCUAAAAUAACGUCUCUCCAUGCCUUUUACAAGGAGCAAAGCCUGUCCCUCUGGGUAGAAGCACCAUUUUCCCCACAUUCCUUGGGGUACCUCACAGCCAACGCUCUGGCGGUAAGGAUGGACAACAGUUCUCUCUGAGGUCUCUAUAGCUCUCGGAACAGCAUUAGCCGGAAGAGCCUAGGCAGAGAGACACCAGUGAUUAACCAAUGAGGGAUCAGGGUGAGGCUUUUCCCGGAGUGAGCAUGCGCUGGGGGCGGGACUUCCGCUUCCUCGCCUGGCGGUCAUUUUGCUUGGAGGGUUCGGCGGAGCAGGGAACGGGGCUCCGAAGCAGUAGUCAUCUGUUGGCGACGGUAGCCCUCACGGAGCAGUGAGGGAGGAAGGAGACACCCGCUAGCCAGCCAGGUUGCCCUCAUUUUGACGUCUUUCCCGUUGGCUCGCUGGUCGGGAACGGGAAGUUCCGAGAGGAGGCUAUGUCCCGGCUGCCCAGAGGCGUGUCAAGUUCGGCGACGCAUCCCGGGGUGCAGCGCGUCAGACAUGGGAUAAGGACGGCCGCUCCCGGCCCUCUGAGAACACAGAGUCCGAUGGCGGCGGCGGCGCUGACGGACCCGCCUCAGGUUGGCGUGACCUUUCCGGAUGUUGCUGUGCGCUUCUCCUUGGGGGAAUGGCGGCUCCUUGAUGAGGGUCAGAGACGCCUGUACCUCAACGUGAUGCUGGAGAACUAUGCACUUAUAUCCUCACUGGGUUGUUGCCAUGAAGUGGAGAAUGAGAAGGCUUCUUUUGAGCAGAGUAUUUCUGUUCAAAGAGUGUCACAGAUCAGGACUCCCAAGGCAGAUUCAUCCUUCAAAGAGGCUCACCCCUCACUGGAGACUUCUCACUAG
Hippopotamus amphibius kiboko is the source of this 969-nucleotide messenger RNA. RefSeq names its product zinc finger protein 552-like. The record is from RefSeq and is a predicted model, not a curated record. Lineage: Eukaryota; Metazoa; Chordata; Mammalia; Artiodactyla; Hippopotamidae. Gene Ontology annotation, biological process: regulation of DNA-templated transcription. The transcript is spliced from 4 exons. Bases 562 to 969 code for a protein of 135 amino acids.